Mytilinidion resinicola is the source of this 1176-nucleotide messenger RNA. RefSeq lists its product as uncharacterized. Gene Ontology annotation, biological process: proteolysis. The transcript has 2 exons. The record is from RefSeq and is a predicted model, not a curated record. Bases 216 to 1040 code for a protein of 274 amino acids. Gene Ontology annotation, molecular function: glutamic-type endopeptidase activity. NCBI's taxonomy places the organism in Eukaryota, Fungi, Ascomycota, Dothideomycetes, Mytilinidiales, Mytilinidiaceae.
AUUGCGAGUCGACCGGGCAUGAUGAUGAAAGAGGAAAUAAAGCCCCAUUGUCCAUCGCAAGACCUGCAGCACGCGACUCCGCCUGGAAAUACUGCAUGAAAAACUACACCGGUGCAGAAGUAUAUAAGUCACUGAAGUUCUUCUCAAGUCGUCCAGAACACUUCCAAGCACUUCCAAGCACACACAUUCUACAAAGAUCCCUACUUCUGUCAAUCAUGAAGCUUUCUCUUUUCCUCGCUACGGCUCUUCUAGCCACCGGCUCUCUGUCUCGCCCCUCUGGCACCAAGCUCGCAGAUCGCCUUAACCGCCGAGCAUUGGCCCGCGGCUCCAAGCCCCUCGUCCCUGUCUUUGACGACGAAGAAAAGACCGAUGUUGCCGGCAACAACACGGCCAACGUCGCCUACUCCUCCAACUGGUCCGGUGCCGUCCUCGAAAGCCCGCCAUCGGGGCAGUCCUUCAAAUCUGCCUACGGCACCUUCACCGUGCCCAGUGUCUCAAAGGGCACGGGCAGCCAAAGCUCGUGGUCCAGCAGCGCCUGGGUCGGCAUCGACGGCGACACCUACGGCAACGCUAUCCUGCAAGCCGGUGUGGACUUCACCAUUAGCUCUUCCGGCACCGUCUCGUAUGACUCCUGGUACGAGUGGUACCCUGACUAUGCGUACGAUUUCAGCAACUUCGCUGUACAUACUGGAGAUGUCAUCGCGAUCUCCAUCGUGAGCAGCAGCAGCUCCAAGGGCACGGUUACUCUUGCCAACAAGACCACGGGAAAGAGCGUCAGCAAGACGCUGAGCGCGCCGGACAGCUCGUCGACGCUGGCGGGCCAGAACGCCGAGUGGAUCGUUGAGGACUUCGACGAAAACAACUCCGAAGUGCCGUUGAGCGACUUCCAUACGGUCACGUUUACGGGCGCAUCGGCUAAGACGGCGUCGGAGACUGUGGGCUUGAGUGGCGCAACGGUCAUUGAUUUGAAGCAGAACAGCAAAGUUUUGACUACGGUCACGAUUGAGAGCGAUUCGUCGGUGCAAAUCACGUACGUGUAGGUGCUCGUGGGAGUACAGCUAGGUUAUAAGUCUGGGCACACGGAUAUGCCACUGCUGGGUUUCACUCUUCUCACUCGAUAUCACCGUCAAAAGGUAGUCUAGUUCGUAGUGCAUCAACAUAUAUAUUAUACUUGAG